AUGGAGCCUGCGAGUGAGGAGGCCAUCCCGGCACCGGCAUCGGCAAUCCUGCCACAGCCACAGCUCUCCUCCCCGCAAGACGAUAAUGCCACUGCAAAGGCCGAUACCGAGAACGUCUUGAGUAACGGGAACCAACCCGAUGAUGACGACAACGCCGGCCCUGACACUGGUAACCCCGAUGAAACAACGCUCCCACAUCUAGACAGCGCAGCAUCAAGCUCCAAGUCCCGCCCCGUCUCCAGCGUCAUCCCACCCUUCUGGCAACGUCAUGAACGAUCUGUGUCUCGGGCAUCGCUGAGUUCGCUGGCGCAGAGCAGGAUUAUUCGGUUGGAGGAUCAUACGGCGGACCCGGACUCGGAGACUAGUCGGGGGUUAUGGGCGAGGAGUGUUGCCAUUGAUGAUCAUGUUGUUGUACAUGGGAAGAGUGGGGUGGGAUCUUAUGUUGUUUGGAAUUGUACGAUUCAGACUCUUGAUGGAGGUCCGAUUGUUGUUCGAAUGAGAUACUCCGAAUUCGACGACUUACGCCAAAGACUGGAAUCCGCCUUUCCCCAUGCUAGAAAUGCAUUACCCGCACUUCCACCGAAGAGUGUACUAUUCAAAUUCCGUCCCAAAUUCCUCGAAUCUCGACGCGUCGGUCUGGAAUAUUUCCUCAAUUGUGUCCUCUUAAACCCCGAAUUCUCCAGUUCGCCCAUCGUCAAGGACUUUCUCUUUGGUCGUUUGUCGUGA
Molecule: messenger RNA, 726 nt
Organism: Penicillium cataractarum
Lineage: Eukaryota; Fungi; Ascomycota; Eurotiomycetes; Eurotiales; Aspergillaceae
Product: PX domain-containing protein YPT35
Exons: 5
Coding region: 1-726 (241 amino acids)
Cellular component (GO): endosome
Molecular function (GO): phosphatidylinositol-3-phosphate binding
Source: RefSeq, a predicted model, not a curated record